Messenger RNA from Alnus glutinosa, 741 nucleotides. Its product is annotated as transcription factor MYB1-like. NCBI's taxonomy places the organism in Eukaryota, Viridiplantae, Streptophyta, Magnoliopsida, Fagales, Betulaceae. The transcript has 2 exons. Bases 24 to 683 code for a protein of 219 amino acids. The record is from RefSeq and is a predicted model, not a curated record.
CCUAAUUAAGAGAGAAGGUAGAAAUGGGAAGAACCCCAUGUUGUUCAAAAGUUGGUUUACAUAGAGGUCCGUGGACUGCCAGAGAAGACACAUUACUGGAAAACUAUAUCCAGACUCAUGGUGAAGGCCAUUGGAAAUCUUUGCCUGAAAAAGCAGGGCUACUUAGAUGUGGAAAGAGCUGCAGGCUAAGAUGGUUGAACUAUCUCCGACCCGAUAUCCGGCGAGGAAACAUCACCCCGGAUGAAGACGACCUCAUUAUCCGGCUUCACUCCCUUCUCGGCAACCGUUGGUCUCUCAUUGCUGGAAGACUUCCUGGCCGAACCGAUAACGAGAUAAAGAACUAUUGGAAUUGUCAUCUAAGCAAAAAGUUGAAGAACAAAGGGAAUUAUAAGCAAGAUGGUGGUGGAAAAACAAUAACAAAGACCAAAGUUUACCAGCCAAAGGCCGUGAGGAUUCCAUUUUCAUCACCAUUUUAUGCACAUGGGAACAAUUUUGGAGAGGCUAAGCUGGCUUGUGAUCAUAAAGACAGUGAUUUUGUUUAUGAUUAUGAUUGCCAUCCUUGCCACAAUUCUGAACCCACAACAGAUGACAUGCUUGACAAAAUUUACAAGGAAUAUCAGCAGCUUCUGACGGCAGAAAAUCAACCAUCUUUGGUCUCCUUUGUUGAUUCCUUGUUCGUUUGAUUGCACUAAAACUGCUGUAAAUUAUGGGUCGAGCUUGCUGUCGAUCUGCAAUAGAAAU